Molecule: messenger RNA, 1311 nt
Organism: Saccharomyces eubayanus
Lineage: Eukaryota; Fungi; Ascomycota; Saccharomycetes; Saccharomycetales; Saccharomycetaceae
Gene: WTM1
Product: transcriptional modulator
Exons: 1
Coding region: 1-1311 (436 amino acids)
Biological process (GO): regulation of gene expression
Cellular component (GO): cytoplasm; Rpd3L complex; Rpd3L-Expanded complex
Molecular function (GO): histone binding
Source: RefSeq, a predicted model, not a curated record
AUGUCUAAGAAAGUCUGGAAAUCGUCCGCUCCUUCCACAUAUGAACAUAUCUCUAGUUUGAGACCUAAAUUCACGUCUCGUGUAGAUAACGUUCUUCACCAGAAAAAGGCCUUGACCUUCAGCAAUGUUGUUGUCCCAGAUAAGAAGACGAACACUCUAUCCUCGAGCGUUAUCUAUUCUCAAGGUAGUGACAUCUACGAAAUCGACUUCACCGUGCCAUUGCAGGAUACCUUGGAACCGGUGAAGGACUACGGUGACGCUUUUGAAAGUGCCGAGAAGACCUCAUUGAGCCCAAAAUUUGUUUACCAGGGUGAAACCGUUUCCAAAAUGGCUUACUUGGACAAGACUGGAGAAACAACGCUACUAGCCAUGUCCAAGAACGGGUCCUUGGCCUGGUUCAAGGAAGGUAUUAAAGUCCCAAUUCACAUCGUGCAAGAAAUGAUGGGUCCAGCCACCAGCUUCGCCAGUAUCCAUUCGUUGACUAGACCCGGUGAUUUGCCUGAAAAGGAUUUUUCAUUGGCAAUCUCUGACUUCGGCAUUUCUAGUGACACCGAAACCGUUGUCAAGUCUCAAAGUAACGGGGAUGAAGAAGACAGUAUUUUGAAAAUCGUUGACAAUGCUGGUAAACCUGGUGACAUCUUGCGUACUGUCCAUGUCCCAGGUACCACUGUGACUCAUACUGUAAAAUUUUUUGACAACCAUAUCUUUGCAUCUUGUUCAGAUGACAACGUCUUGAGAUUCUGGGACACUAGAACCUCGGACAAGCCUCUAUGGAUUUUGGGUGAGCCCAAAAACGGAAGAUUGACAUCGUUUGACUGUUCUCAAGUCUCCAAUAACUUGUUUGUUACCGGUUUCAGUACCGGUAUUAUCAAACUAUGGGAUGCUCGUGUAGCGGAAGCUGCCACCACCGAUUUGACUUACAGGCAAAAUGGUGAAGACCCUAUUCAAAAUGAAAUCGCAAACUUCUAUCAUGCAGGAGGUGAUUCUGUUGUCGAUGUCCAAUUCUCCACGACUUCAAGUUCUAAAUUCUUGACUGUUGGCGGUACCGGUAACGUUUACCACUGGAACACCGACUACACUCUGUCAAACUAUGAACCCAAGGUCAGCAACACAGCUCCACAAGAUGCCACUGAAAUAUCGCAAACAAACUCUUUGGAAUUCUUACACAAGGGUGGGAGCAGAAGAUCUCCAAAACAUGUCGGAAGAAGAAACGCUACUGCUUGGCAUCCGGUUAUCGAAGACCUGGUUGGUACGGUCGACGAUGAUACACUAGUCAGCAUCUACAAGCCAUACACCGAGGAAAGCGAAUAA